AUGGCGGUGCCUGAGGAGGUAACACGUACUGGAAUGGGCGGUGGAUUGUUUGAGGAGGUUUUUGUGUAUCAUGUAUUAGUUUUCGAAUCUUUUCAUCUCUCCCUAGCUUCUGCACCAUAUACAGCUCCCAGUUUGAAUCGCAGAAGGUCUACUCAUAGAUUUGCUCGAGUAUCUGUCAACACGUCACCUUCAUUCUCUCCAUUAUCAUAUAUAGUCCAUUAA
Messenger RNA from Lactuca virosa, 222 nucleotides. The record is from the annotation of a GenBank genome assembly. NCBI's taxonomy places the organism in Eukaryota, Viridiplantae, Streptophyta, Magnoliopsida, Asterales, Asteraceae.